Caenorhabditis briggsae is the source of this 3501-nucleotide messenger RNA. RefSeq names its product Protein CBR-PYC-1 (gene Cbr-pyc-1). Gene Ontology annotation, molecular function: metal ion binding; pyruvate carboxylase activity; ATP binding. Bases 1 to 3501 code for a protein of 1166 amino acids. NCBI's taxonomy places the organism in Eukaryota, Metazoa, Nematoda, Chromadorea, Rhabditida, Rhabditidae. The transcript has 9 exons. Gene Ontology annotation, cellular component: cytoplasm. The record is from RefSeq and is a predicted model, not a curated record. Gene Ontology annotation, biological process: gluconeogenesis; pyruvate metabolic process.
AUGCGGUUCGCCCGCAUUCCACCGAUUUUCGCCAAUGUCGUUCGGCAGACACAACACCGGAAUUAUGCGAAUGGAGUUAUCAAGCCACGAGAGUUUAACAAGGUCAUGGUUGCCAAUCGUGGAGAAAUCGCGAUUCGUGUGUUCCGUGCGCUCACCGAGUUGAACAAAACAUCUGUGGCUAUCUAUGCGGAACAGGAUAAAAAUUCGAUUCACCGUCUCAAAGCUGAUGAAUCGUACCUCGUUGGAAAGGGACUCCCACCGGUUGCUGCCUAUCUGACGAUUGAUCAGAUCAUAGAGACAGCUCUCAAGCACGACAUCGAUGCCAUUCACCCCGGAUAUGGAUUCCUGUCAGAGCGCUCUGAUUUUGCUGCUGCGUGCCAAAAUGCGGGUAUCGUUUUCAUUGGACCUAGUCCCGACGUGAUGGCUAGAAUGGGAGAUAAAGUCGCUGCUCGUCAAGCUGCUAUCGAGGCCGGCGUACAAGUAGUUCCAGGAACUCCAGGACCAAUCACAACAGCAGAUGAAGCUGUUGAGUUUGCCAAGCAAUACGGUACACCAAUCAUUCUGAAAGCCGCAUACGGAGGAGGAGGACGUGGAAUUCGUCGUGUCGAUAAAUUGGAAGAAGUCGAAGAAGCGUUCCGUAGAUCCUUCUCGGAAGCUCAAGCUGCUUUCGGUGACGGAAGUUUGUUCGUGGAGAAGUUCGUUGAGAGACCAAGACACAUUGAAGUCCAAUUGCUUGGAGAUCACCACGGUAACAUUGUCCAUCUCUAUGAGCGUGACUGCUCCGUUCAACGUCGUCAUCAGAAAGUCGUCGAAAUUGCUCCAGCUCCAGCCCUUCCAGAAGGUGUUCGUGAGAAGAUUCUUGCUGAUGCUCUCCGUCUUGCCAAACAUGUUGGAUAUCAAAAUGCUGGAACUGUUGAGUUCCUUGUCGAUCAAAAAGGCAACUACUAUUUCAUCGAAGUCAACGCUCGUCUUCAAGUCGAGCAUACUGUCACUGAGGAGAUCACUGGUGUUGACCUGGUUCAAGCUCAAAUUCGUAUUGCUGAGGAAAAUCAUACGAUUCACACAACUGGCUCUGCUAUUCAGUGCAGAGUAACUACUGAGGACCCAGCUAAAGGAUUCCAACCAGAUUCUGGAAGAAUCGAAGUGUUCAGAUCUGGAGAAGGAAUGGGAAUCCGUCUUGAUUCUGCAUCAGCCUUCGCUGGAUCCGUCAUCUCACCACACUACGAUUCGUUGAUGGUGAAAGUGAUCGCAUCAGCCAGAAAUCAUCCGAACGCCGCUGCUAAAAUGAUUCGUGCUUUGAAAGAGUUCCGUAUCAGAGGAGUCAAGACCAAUAUUCCGUUCCUGCUCAACGUUCUCCGUCAACCAAGUUUCCUUGAUGCAUCUGUAGACACCUAUUUCAUUGACGAGCACCCAGAGUUGUUCCAAUUCAAACCAAGUCAAAAUCGUGCCCAAAAACUUUUGAGUUAUUUGGGAGAGGUCAAAGUCAACGGACCAACAACACCACUUGCCACAGAUCUGAAGCCAGCUGCUGUCUCUCCUCCAAUCCCAUACAUUCCAGCAGGUGCCAAACCACCAGCUGGUCUUCGUGAUGUUCUUGUUCAGAAGGGACCUGCUGAAUUUGCCAAGGAAGUUCGCAAAACUCCAGGAUGCAUGAUUACUGAUACAACCUUCAGAGAUGCACACCAAUCCCUUUUGGCCACCCGCGUUCGUACCUACGAUAUGGCAGCCAUCUCGCCAUUCGUUGCUCAAUCCUUCAACGGUCUUUUCUCUCUUGAAAACUGGGGUGGAGCCACUUUUGACGUCUCAAUGAGAUUCCUUCACGAAUGCCCAUGGGAACGCCUUCAAACUCUUCGCAGAUUGAUUCCAAACAUUCCAUUCCAAUGCUUAUUGCGUGGAGCCAAUGCUAUGGGUUAUUCUAACUAUCCAGACAAUGUUAUCUACAAAUUCUGUGACCUGGCUGUGAAGAAUGGUAUGGAUGUGUUCCGUGUGUUCGAUUCGCUCAAUUAUUUGCCAAAUCUUCUUGUCGGAAUGGAAGCUGUUGGAAAAGCUGGAGGAGUCGUUGAAGCAGCCAUUGCUUACACUGGCGAUGUCACUGAUAAAUCUCGGGAUAAGUACGACCUCAAAUACUACCUCAACCUGGCUGACCAACUGGUCAAGGCGCAAGCUCAUAUUCUGUCGAUCAAGGACAUGGCCGGAGUUUUGAAACCAGAAGCUGCCAAACUUUUGAUCGGAGCUCUCCGUGACAAGUUCCCAGAUGUUCCAAUCCAUGUUCACACUCACGACACCUCUGGAGCUGGAGUAGCCGCCAUGCUCGAAUGUGCGAAGGCUGGAGCCGACGUUGUGGACGCUGCUGUCGACAGCAUGAGUGGAAUGACAUCGCAACCAUCUAUGGGAGCUAUUGUCGCCAGUCUUCAAGGAACCAAACAUGAUACAGGUCUAUCUCUUGAUGACAUUUCCAAAUAUUCUGCCUACUGGGAGUCGACUCGUCAAUUGUACGCUCCAUUCGAAUGUGCCACAACAAUGAAGAGUGGAAACGCGGACGUCUACAAGCACGAGAUUCCAGGAGGUCAAUACACGAAUCUCCAAUUCCAAGCCUUCUCCCUUGGAUUGGGACCAAAGUUCGAUGAGGUCAAGCGUAUGUAUCGCGAAGCAAACCUAGCUCUUGGUGAUAUUAUCAAGGUGACACCAUCCUCGAAAAUUGUUGGAGAUUUGGCUCAAUUCAUGGUUCAAAACAAUUUGACUCGGGAAACACUUGUGGAUCGUGCAGAUGAUCUCUCAUUCCCAAAAAGUGUUGUUGAUUUCAUGCAAGGAAACGUUGGGCAACCACCAUACGGAUUCCCCGAACCUCUCAGAACCAAAGUUCUUCGUGGAAAGCCAAAGGUUGAUGGAAGACCAGGGGAGAAUGCCAAGCCAGUCGACUUGGAUGCACUAAAAACUGAGCUCGAGGAGAAACAUGGCCGUAAAUUGACCGAGGAAGAUGUGAUGUCGUAUUCGAUGUUCCCAUCAGUGUUCGAUGAAUUCGAGACUUUCCGACAACAAUACGGACCAGUUGACAAGUUACCAACACGAUUAUUCCUGACUGGGCUUGAGAUUGCCGAGGAAGUUGACGUUGAAAUCGAAAGCGGAAAGACCCUGGCUAUCCAACUUCUCGCAGAAGGAAAGCUCAAUAAGAGAGGAGAACGCGAAGUGUUCUUUGAUUUGAACGGACAAAUGAGAAGCAUCUUUGUCGUUGACAAAGAAGCUUCCAAAGAGAUUGUGACACGUCCAAGAGCUCUUCCAGGAGUUCGUGGCCACAUUGGAGCCCCAAUGCCCGGAGACGUUCUUGAGCUGAAAAUCAAGGAGGGUGACAAGGUUACCAAGAAGCAACCGCUAUUUGUGCUCUCCGCCAUGAAAAUGGAGAUGGUAAUCGACUCGCCAAUUGCUGGAACAGUCAAGGCUAUCCAUGCUGCGCAGGGAACGAAGUGCACUGCUGGAGACUUGGUCAUCGAAAUUGAACCAUGA